Messenger RNA from Pantherophis guttatus, 4634 nucleotides. Its product is annotated as glutamate dehydrogenase, mitochondrial-like. Gene Ontology annotation, biological process: L-glutamate catabolic process. Gene Ontology annotation, cellular component: mitochondrion. Gene Ontology annotation, molecular function: L-glutamate dehydrogenase (NAD+) activity. NCBI's taxonomy places the organism in Eukaryota, Metazoa, Chordata, Lepidosauria, Squamata, Colubridae. The record is from RefSeq and is a predicted model, not a curated record.
AUGCGGUGGUGGCUGAAGGCGUGGGGUCGGCUGCCAGAAACGGCCUUUGGGAGGGAUUAUUCGUGGCAGCCCAGAGCGGGGCUCCCGCGUUCGACAGGGCUUCAGAAAUACCAGGCCUCGUUUCCAUGGGAACGGGAUCCCUCCGUAGGGGGCGGGGACAUUCCAGGCAGAAGUCGCGGGAAACCGCUCGUGCCCUGCCGUUGGAAUCACGCAAAGGAGGCUGAGGGAGAACUUAGCUUACUGAGCAUAGUGGAAAGCUACUUCGACCGGGCGGAGCGUGUGAUUGAAAAGGAGCUCGUAAAGCGACUUCGCAUUCCCAAGGACGAGAAUGGGCGAAUGCUGCGGGUUCGCGGGGUCUUGGACGCAAUCCGGAGCUGCGGCCACGUCCUGGAGGUGGCCUUCCCCGUUCGUAGAGACAGUGGCUGUUGGGAGUUGAUCAAGGGCUGUCGUGCCCAACACAGCCAGCACCGUAUGCCAUGCAAAGGAGGAAUUCGAUAUAGCAAAUCUGUUAGUUCUGAUGAAGUAAAAGCUUUGGCAGCUUUGAUGACAUACAAGUGUGCAGUGGUAGAUGUUCCUUUUGGUGGAUCAAAGGCUGGUGUGGCUAUUGAGCCAAAGAAUUAUUCAGAAAAUGAACUGGAGCAAAUAACAAGAAAGUUCACAUUGGAAUUGGCCAAGAAAGGUUUUAUAGGUCCUGGAAUUGAUGUAGCUGCUCCUGAUAUAAACACAGGAGAAAGGGAGAUGUCCUGGAUUGCUGAUACAUAUGCCUGUACACUUGGACACAAGGAUAUCAAUUCAUAUGCCUGUGUGACUGGGAAACCCAUAAGUCAGGGAGGAAUCCAUGGGCGCAUGUCAGCCACAGGCCGUGGAAUUCUACAUGGAAUUGAAAACUACAUCAACAAUGCAACAUAUAUGGAUCUUAUUGGCCUUAAAACUGGUUUCUCUGGUAAAACUUUUGUUUUGCAGGGAUUUGGCAAUGUGGGUUUUCACUCAAUGCGAUACCUGCAGCGAUCUGGAGCAUGCUGUAUAUGCGUUGAAGAAGUAGAUGGUGCCAUCUAUAACACCGAUGGAAUUGAUUCCAAUGAACUACAACACUACAAACAAGAACAUGGCACCAUUGUUGGUUUUCCAAAGGCUAAGAAACUUGAGGGCAGUGCCCUUGAGGUACCUUGUGAUAUCCUUAUUCCAGCUGCUAUGGAGAAACAGCUUACAAAGGCAAACGCUCAUCAUGUCCAAGCAAAGAUUAUUGCUGAAGGUGCUAAUGGCCCUACAACUCCAGAUGCUCAUGACAUCUUUUUGCAGAGAAAAAUCCUUGUACUUCCGGAUUUAUACAUAAAUGCAGGUGGUGUGAUAGUUUCCUUUUUUGAAUGGCUGAAGAAUCUCAACCAUGUCAGCUAUGGGCGUCUUACUUUCAAAUAUGAGCGUGAUUCUAACUAUCAUCUGCUGAUGUCAGUGCAACAAAGUCUGGAGAGAAAAUUUGGGAAAAGCGGUGGAAGUAUCCCUAUUAUACCCACCUCAGAAUUCCAAGCUAGAAUAGCAGGUGCCUCAGAGAAGGAUAUUGUUCACUCUGGACUAGCUUUCACCAUGGAAUGUUCAGCCAUGCAAAUCAUGAGUAUAGCCACAAAGUAUAAUCUAGGCUUGGAUCAGAGAACAGCUGCCUAUAUUUGUGCCAUUGAAAAGAUCUUUAAGACUUACAUCGAAGCAAGAUUCAUUUACUGAAACUAUCCACUGCUGGCCUUCAACCUACUGGUUAAAAAAUACAAACAACAAAAAAGUAUGUAUUACUUUAGAAGAUAAGGAACCUCUAAGCAAGAAAGUUGGACCAAGAUGUUGCUGUUAUGUUAUAGAACAUUUUUCUCUUUCAAUUUUAAUUUUUAAUUUAAUUCAAUUUAUAUGCCGCCCCUCUCCGAAGACUCAGGGCGGCUCACAAUACAUUUAAAAUCCUAAUAAAAAACAUUUAAAAAUUAAAAACAUUAAAACUCAUUCAUACCAUUCAUGGCCGGAUCUCGCCAGAUCGCAAGAGCGAGAUCAACGGCCCCAGGCCUGCCGGAAAAGCCAGGUCUUCACCGCCUUUUCAGAAGGCCAAUAGGGUGGGGAUGGUCCGGACCUCAGGAGGUAACUGGUUCCAGAGAGCUGGGGCAGCCACAGAGAAGGCCCUCCCCCGUGGGCCCGCCAGCCAGCAUUGUUUAGCUGACGGGACCUGGAGAAGAUCAACUCCGUGGGAUCUUACCGGUCGCUGGGAGCUAUGCGGUAGAAGGCGGGCUCUUGUUUUUAUCCUAUUCCUUCCUUUCAUUUUCACAGACUUUCUGAGAUAUAAUUAUUAAUUUUUUUCCUGAGUUUUAGUUUCGAUCUAUAGGUAGAUGCUUUGUUGUUGUGCAACUUUAUGUUACUGCUAUUUCACUUGUCCCGAAUUCUUACUCUAUUUUGGUCUAUGCGAUACCACUUUUCUAUCUUGUGACCUCCUCAGUAGAUGAGAUUAAGAAUUAAUGCUUCAUUUUUUAAAGUUGUCAACUUGGAUUCUGAAUCUGGCAAAGUUUAUUCCUUGCAAUAAACCUUCUUAUUUAUUUUUAUUUUAAAUAUCAUACAUAUAAUCAGUAUUUAUAUCCUUGAUGUUCUGUGCUGCAUUUUCAUUGUAGUUUGUUUCUCAUAUACAGUAUAUUCCCAAGAUCUUGCAACUUAAAUUGCCGCUUGUAUCUUCAAAGGAUUAUUAUCAUUGCAUUGUUGAAUAACACUGAUGAAAUAUGGUAUAGUAGUAAGGAAAUGUGAUGGCAAAUGUCUAUCCAAAUCUCUGGAUAACGUUCUGUUAAUAUUAGUCUUUCCAGUCACAUUUCUGAAUAGAUGUAUGGCUGUGGCAGAACUAAUGAAAAAAAGAGUUCUGCUUUAGAUAUCUGGGCAAACACUUUUAUGUAAUUGUACUCUGUUCAGAAGCAGCAGCAGCAGCAGGAUCUCUUUAUUCAUGGAACAGUUAAGAAAGCUGAUUCACAAUGUUAUAGUAGGCUAUAACAUACUCUGAUAAACCUGGUAAGUUACUUUUGUAUGCACAUUUGCCUAUUUUUCUAAGCAACUGCAGAAAUUACUUUUUAUAUUACUAGUAAAUUUUCAGGACUUGGCAAAAAUCAAGGCAGCCAUGUGCUCUAUAAUUGUGACUCAAUGGGCAACAUUCACAAAAACAAGUAAUCUGUUUCAAACACAGAUCUUUUGCCCCUAGACAGAUUGACUUUUAAAAAUUAAAUAAAUAAAUUUGAUAGACAGACAGACAGACAUGGUAAAUAGAUAGAUAGAAAUAGAUGAAUAUUAAUAAUAAAGUAGAUGUAAGUUUGGAAACAAUUGCAUUGUGAGUCAUUAUUUCUUUUGGUUUAAGAAUGAGAAGGUUAUUAUUUCUAGAAAGCAUACGAAAGUUUUAAUAAAUUUAAAAAGAUUACUAUCUAAUUAACAUUUUCAUAGAUAAAUUUAAUGGGCAGAGUUGUAAUAUGUAAAAAGUAUGCCAAGCAUUUGAAGUAUUUCCAUUCCUUAAGGGUUGUAGAUUUAGUCACACCAUGUUUUAGCACUUGAUUAAUCACAUCCCAGUUGUAAAUGUUAUCAGCAGGAAUCCCAUAGGUCAUAUCCGAUUAGGUCUAAGUACCUUAUAGGCACUUAGGUGUCUCCCACCUGGCUCAUAAUUUGUUUGUACAUUGACAUCUGCAGUGGUAGUCUUUGGUCAUAAAAAGUUCAGUAUCAUAUAAAGGGUUUUGCCACCAGAGGGCAGGGUUGACAUUAAGUAGGAGGGAAAAGGAAAGGCUGGGAAUAAGAAAGGAAAAAAGACAUGAUAGCCAUAAAAGAGAAGCCUAAGAAAGGGACAAUCCUUUGUGACAAGAGGGUUGAAGGGGAAAAACCCCUGUAAAUUUAACCUUUCAUUAUCACUAUAUACAGUACAACUGGUGUCUGUCUUGGUAGAAAUUGUUUUUCAUCUCGUUCAGGUUGAUUUGGCUGCAGUAAGGCAUGUUAUAUAUUCAAGUCAAGUCCUAGGCUUUCCUAUGAGUGCAUUGAGUUCCAAAGGGAAUUACAUUUGAAAGCAACUUUGAUACCAAAAAGCAUAAAAGAUUCACAAUGCUAUAUUCUCUUGGAAAAGAAUUAUUGGUUCUUUGACAGUAGAAAUGAUUAUAUAAAUGUUCCAGGAAAUAUAUUGUGGACCUAAGUUGGACAGACUUUAUUUUUUUCUAAAAUUAAUUCAAUUUGGUGGUGUCUGCAGUUGCACAAUAUGUUUAAAUAAUUCUGACAAGCAUCAGCAGCUUUAGACUGUUAACUUGUAUCAGGUUUUUGUAUAUGUUACACAAAUCUUUAAGCUUUUGAGCAAAAAAAAUUUUUGAGAAAAAAUAAUAGUUUAUUGAAAAAUAAGCCAUGUAAAUGACAUGUAUGCUUCUCCAUCUUUCACAAUUAUUAAAAAAUUAUGACCUAUUAUCAUAGCCUUUAAAGUUAGGCUUUAAUCACAUGGCAAAAGUCAAUGAAUCAGCAUUGUAAGUGAUUCAGUGUUGGAUAGUAUGCUACUACCUUAUAUGCUGGGAACACUUUAAAGAGGCUGUUGAAUUCCUCAUUAAUGGGGCAAAAAUUUCUGUUAUUGCUGCCAGAUCUGGGCUACAAAAAACUAGAUGACAACCCGA